GACAUGGAGCGCAAGCUGUCUCGCGCCCAGGGCCACCGCACUGAGGACGAGACGCGCGCGCUGGUGGAGCGCAUCGAGGCCCUCACCGCGGCGCUGCAGGCCGUCGUGGCGGAGCACGCCAUGCUGCUCGACCAGGCGCGCCGCACAGCCCUGCCAGCGUUUUAUUUUUAG
Monoraphidium neglectum is the source of this 171-nucleotide messenger RNA. RefSeq lists its product as hypothetical. NCBI's taxonomy places the organism in Eukaryota, Viridiplantae, Chlorophyta, Chlorophyceae, Sphaeropleales, Selenastraceae. The transcript has a single exon. The annotation marks the transcript as partial. The record is from RefSeq and is a predicted model, not a curated record.